This is a messenger RNA of Amphimedon queenslandica, 575 nucleotides long. RefSeq names its product phenylalanine--tRNA ligase alpha subunit-like. Gene Ontology annotation, molecular function: ATP binding; tRNA binding; phenylalanine-tRNA ligase activity. NCBI's taxonomy places the organism in Eukaryota, Metazoa, Porifera, Demospongiae, Haplosclerida, Niphatidae. The record is from RefSeq and is a predicted model, not a curated record. The coding region runs from base 90 to 410 and encodes 106 amino acids. The transcript is spliced from 2 exons. Gene Ontology annotation, cellular component: cytosol; phenylalanine-tRNA ligase complex; cytoplasm. Gene Ontology annotation, biological process: phenylalanyl-tRNA aminoacylation.
UUCACUUUUUGUCUCUCUCUUUUGUCCUCCCUAUUGUGUUUGUCAUAAUAAUAAUAAUAAUAAUAAUAAUAAUAAUAAUAAUAAUAAUCAUGUAUUUUUAUUCCGUUUUAGGUAUCGAGAAGCUUAAAUUCAAGCCAGCCUAUAAUCCCUACACUGAGCCUAGCAUGGAAGUAUUCAGCUAUCACUCUGGUCUCAAGAAGUGGGUAGAGAUUGGUAAUUCUGGCAUCUUUAGGCCUGAGAUGUUGCUGCCAAUGGGACUACCCAAAGACGUCUCAGUCAUUGCUUGGGGCCUGUCCCUUGAGAGGCCAACGAUGAUUAAAUACAAGUUAAAUAAUAUAAGAGAGUUGGUGGGGCACAAGGUGAACCUGGAGAUGGUCUACAAGAAUCCAUUGUGUCGCCUUGACAAAUAAACAAUUGAUGAUUAACGUAUUAAUCAAGGGUUUUUAUUCACCAAUCUUUUGUUAUUAUUUUCACUAAUAGAAAUGUUUAUUUCUGUUGGCUAUUACUGCAUAUAGAGUAGACUAAUGCACUGUUUUUGAUUAUGUGAAAGUUACUUAGCCAGUUGACCCAGUUCA